Chaetomium globosum CBS 148.51 is the source of this 2151-nucleotide messenger RNA. RefSeq lists its product as uncharacterized. The coding region runs from base 1 to 2151 and encodes 716 amino acids. The record is from RefSeq and is a predicted model, not a curated record. Lineage: Eukaryota; Fungi; Ascomycota; Sordariomycetes; Sordariales; Chaetomiaceae. The transcript has 3 exons. Gene Ontology annotation, molecular function: ATP binding; protein kinase activity. Gene Ontology annotation, biological process: protein phosphorylation.
AUGGCCAACAAUAACUUUGAUAACGCCGAACCGAACGGCCCCCGGGCUACUCAAGCAAUUCUCGAUGCAAUCGCAGAUCUUAGGGCCGACUUGACAACCCAAAUGACCCGGUUGAGAUACAAGAUUGCCCAACUACAAUUGCCCAGAUUCUCCGACUAUCCGGGGCCGAGGCAAUCUGUAUCCUGCAGGCGCUGCAAGUGCCAGUGCACCAAUUCACUCUCACCCGAUAGCCGACACCACAACGCUAUCGUCGUCCGCGAUCCAUCGUCGCAGCGUCUCGAGAUCAGGGGUCUUCAGCUGCACGAAUGCCCGACCUGCCAUCAACCCCUCCGCUCGAACUCCCCGGAUAGACACUACGAUAACACCCACCAUGGCGACAAUUUCGUCGAUCCCAAUUAUUUCCGCAUGCUGCGCGCAGGACACAACACAAACAAUUCGUCUUCGUCCCAGUCACCCCCGAGUCCAAUCCGCCGCCUCGUCCAACCCCUUCCCGCUGUGGUCCAUGACGAACAUGAAGGCGACGUCGAGUUUGUCAGCAGCUCGCCUGCCCCGCAAAGCGGCGGUCGCAUAAAACGGGAGGCAUUCAGCCCACAUUACUUCAACACCUUCUUCAUUGAAGAGAGGGAACUUGGCAGAGGAGGCAAGGGUGUCGUGCUGUUGGUGCGGCACGAAAUCGAUGGCUGCAACCUCGGGCACUUCGCUUGCAAGCGUGUUCCGGUCGGGGACGAUCACGCCUGGUUGGAGAAGGUGCUCGUCGAGGUUGAGCUGCUCGCCAACCUGGCACAUCCCAAUCUGGUGUCCUACCGCCACGUCUGGCUUGAAGACGUCCAGCUCACUCGUUUCGGCCCGAGCGUGGCCUGCGCCUUUAUCCUGCAGCAAUAUUGCAACGGGGGCGAUUUGCUGCAGUACGUCAUUGGUGACAAGCCGAGAGAGGCGACGAAGGAGGAGCUCAAGGCCCAAAUGCGACGCCGGUCCAGGGGGCAGACAGAACGUCCCCAGGUCCAAAAGCGACUGGCCCCGGAAGAGAUUUACUCGCUCUUUAAAGAUAUAACGUCUGGCCUAUCCUAUCUCCACGCGGCCAACUACAUCCAUCGAGACUUGAAGCCAAGCAACUGUCUUCUGCACCAGGAUGGUAACCAGCUGAAAUGCCUGAUCAGCGAUUUUGGCGAAGUGCAACCAGAGAAUGCGGUCCGCAAAUCAACAGGGUCAACAGGGACCAUUUCUUACUGCGCACCGGAAGUACUGAAAAGGGACGCCAGCGGCAGAUACGGCAACUUCACCACCAAGUCGGACGUCUUUUCCUUGGGCAUGAUCCUGUAUUUCAUGUGUUUCGGACGUCUUCCGUAUGCCAAUGCCAACAGCGUUCAAGAGGAGCUGGAGGACGUCGACCAGCUGCGCGCCGAGAUAUCCCAUUGGAAAGGGUUUCAGGACGAGAGGAAAGCUCGACCGGAUUUGCCGUCAAAGUUAUACCAGCUGCUCUCGAGACUUCUGGCCGUAAAUCCUGCGGACCGGCCGGCUGCCAGUGAAAUCAUGGGGGCCAUGGGAGGAGAGUAUAGCUUCGACAGUAUGAUGAGGGGUUCUAGAAACACCAGCCCACUACUCGGCCUAAGCGGACAAAGAGUCCAGAACUUAGACUCUCCCAUGCCUCCCAGUACCCCCGUUCCAGGUUUGCCUCCCCCACCACCGCACUCACAGCAGUCCACUCACCGAACUAAACCCCCAGACCCCACCAAACACGCCCGCGUCAGUAGCGCCGCCGACGAAGACCUCCCGAGCCCCUUCAGCCGCGCCGCUCCCGAAGCCUCCUCCACUCAGCCCUCAGCCACCAGCAAUCUCCUCGCGCGACGUCUCACACUCUCUUCCACCGCAAGCUCCCACCGCCCUCGCAACCCAGCCUCCUCCCACGCCAUGACCCUCUCCCGCAGCAACCACGGCCACAGCAGCAACAACAGCCCCAGCCGCACCCACAGCCCGGUCGCGCGACGCACCCCGUCCCGUUCCCCCCAGCGCACCCCCAAUGUCGUCGGAUCAUCCGCCAUCAGCCCCGCCACCAUCGCCACCCCCCUUGCUCAUGGCCCCGCCCAUGACCCGGACUGCCAGCGUGAGGUUGAGUGCCGUCCUGGCCGUUCUGCGCGCCCGCCGCUGGGCUGA